This is a messenger RNA of Leptinotarsa decemlineata (Colorado potato beetle), 835 nucleotides long. RefSeq names its product tRNA Selenocysteine associated protein (gene Secp43). Gene Ontology annotation, molecular function: RNA binding. The record is from RefSeq and is a predicted model, not a curated record. Lineage: Eukaryota; Metazoa; Arthropoda; Insecta; Coleoptera; Chrysomelidae.
GAUAGCUGACAAUGCUUUGUUUUUGUUUUACCGUUUGACAAGCCUAGUCGACCAACAUCCCUAUCAACAAAAGGGAACUUCACAGUCGAAAAGCACUGGUAACUGAUGCCAAGAAAUUUAGUAAGAUGAACAGAUGAAUAUAAUUGAAAAAAAAACAAAACAAAAGCACAGAAUUGUGACAAAAGUUGAAAAAGCUUCCUAGUGGAUUUGAAAAUUCGGUGUCGUUUUCGCUUAAGUUAACCAGAAACCUAUUUCAUUUUCAAGCUAAAGUUAUUCAAAACCUAUCGAAAAUGGUUAGCAUGGUACAUUGCCAACUCUGGAUGGGUAGUCUGGAGUCAUACAUGACUGAGACAUUCAUUUUGACCGCAUUCAGAAAAAUGGGCGAAAAUCCUAUGAGUGUUAAAGUAAUGAGAAAUAAAUUCACUGGCGAACCUGCUGGAUAUGCAUUUGUCCAUUUUGCCAAUGAUGAAGAGGCAAUCGAUGCCAUGCACAAGCUCAAUUCCAAGCCUAUACCUGGUACCUCUCCUAUGGUCAGAUUCAGACUGAACAAUGCAAGUAAUACAGGAAGAUCUCUUAUCGAUAGAGAGUUUUCAGUUUGGGUUGGAGAUUUGAGUCCUGACGUAGAUGACUAUAACCUUUAUAGAGUAUUUUCUUCAAAAUAUAAUACCAUAAAGACGGCUAAAGGUAAAUGUAUUGCUUUGUGUAUAUUAGUUGGAGAGUAGGUUUGUUGCCAUGUAAACUGAAUUUAGUUUUCUUUGAAGUGUUAUUUUGGUAUCUGUUAAGAAGGUUUAUGAUUCUGUCACAGUUUAUUUCGAUUAUAGUUUUUUAAAUAUGU